Messenger RNA from Aaosphaeria arxii CBS 175.79, 1910 nucleotides. RefSeq lists its product as uncharacterized. Lineage: Eukaryota; Fungi; Ascomycota; Dothideomycetes; Pleosporales. The transcript has 3 exons. Bases 153 to 1910 code for a protein of 585 amino acids. The record is from RefSeq and is a predicted model, not a curated record.
UUGCGCCAGGUUAAGUACAACAACAGAUCUUCUUGUGUUCUCUUGGAAACAUCAAGGGGAAAGAAAUGACCCUCUUAUAAAGACUUGAAGCAUUCGUGUAUCGGUCGGACUCUGUGCUCGACAACUAUUCGCAUCCUCCGGAAUUCCCAGCGAUGGCUCUCCAGCUCGAUUCGCUCGCCUGGUUCUUUAUCAGCUUUGCUAUCGUAUGGUCAGUCUUGUUGGCCGCGGGGCUUCUGUUUCUUUUCAAGCAUCGUCAUUUACCAUGUAUCCAAAUUCGGAGACUUCCACUCCUUUUCACCGGCGUUCUUUGCUUUCAUGCGUAUGGAACGAUAUGCGCACUGGCCUAUGUUAUUGCACCUCUGGCGCCAUGUGACGCCGAAUACUGGAUCAUGAACAUCUACCUCCCGCUCGGAGCUGCCAUGUUCCAAGCCGCGAACAGCCAGUUUCUCCACGUUGCAAGCCGACAGAAGCAAUUCGCCCAGCUCGACACCAUCAAGGCCCCGAAAGCCGUGGACGAGGAGGAGUACGAAAAGUUGGCGAGGUCCCGCUUCAGGAGGAUUAUGCGCGGCCUGGAGCGGGCUGAUCGAAUCGAUCGGAUGAUGGUAUUCAUCUGCAUUGGCAUGAUUGUACAGCUACUAAUCGCUCUUUUCAUUUUCUUUGCAUCUAAGAAGUUUCACCCUAGCUACGGGGUCUUUGACUGGAACGUCGUCGGCUCGCAGAUGGAAGUUCGAAUGAAGUGCAGCAAAGGCUGGGAAUGGUGGCCGUCACUCGUUUGGCAAUUUUUCUGGGCAUGGAUCUAUGCUCCAUAUCUACUAUGGAAGUCUCGCGGCAUCCGCGAUGUGCAUGGAUGGCGCCUGCAGACCAUCUGCUGCUGUAUUGCAGGGCUUCCUGCAACACCUCUCUGGCUGGCUGGUCUCUAUGUGCCACAGAUGGCAGUCGUUAACCAAUAUAUGGUCCCUCCGACCUGGUUCGCCGUCAGCAUAUUCUUCGUAGAGGUCUUUUCGAUUGGCUUCCCUGUCAUCCAGGUCCUUAGGUCUAAAUCGCUCAACCGUGAAACUCUUGAUGCCAUCGCAUCUUGGGAGAAGCGGAAUCGAUUCGAUGUCGCCGCAGAUGCCACACUGAAAGGCUCCGACGAUUCAUCGAUGAAUAAGAGUGACGCAUACUCGGGCACAACCUUCCACUCCGUUCCCAACUCUCCUGCCGCGACGACGACUACCUUCAACUCGCACAAGUCAGAAAUGCUCACGAUGGCAGCUUUGGAGAACGCACUUCGCGUCAACCCAGAUCCGUUACUCAGAUUCGCCGCCUUGAAAGACUUCGCAGGCGAAAAUGUUGGCUUCCUGGUCAAUAUCGCUCAAUGGAAGAAGAACUGGUUCUACACGACCCAAGCCGCGGAAGACCACCUCCGCGAACAGUUCUUCAGCGCUGUGCACAUCUACGCCUCCUUCGUCUCCCUCGAAACCUCUGAGUUCCCCGUAAACCUCUGCUCCAAGGAGAUGAAGCGCCUGAACACCAUCUUCGGCCCCGCCGCUGCCGCCCUCUUCCUCCGCCCGACCUCUGCCUCCUCAUCCCACGCCUCCGCAACCCCCUUUGACGUCCUAGAAUCCGACACCUCAUCCACCACCAACUUGAAAUCCGACGUCAGGCUCGAUGACCUCGGCCGCUCGAAUUUGCGGUCCGCAGCCCAGAUGUCCGAGUUUGGAACCGGUCCCGCAGUCCCUGUGAUCCAGGUUCCGGAGGAGUUCACGACGGGCGUCUUCGAUGCCGCAGAGACGGAGAUCAAGUACCUCGUGCUCACGAACACGUGGCCGAAGUUCGUCAGGUGCAGUCAAACGGUGGAGAAUUUGUCGAAUGGAAAUGUUGAGGGUGAUGCUCAGCGUUGGAAGAAUUUUGUUCUUUGCUCGAAGUGA